UAUCGGUUGGGGAGAGGGCGGGGUGCUAGGGCUGGUGGCGGAGGAGGAGAAGGACGAGCUCUUCCUACUUCUCCUCUCGGCUUCUCCUCUUUCCUCCUCCUCCUCCAGCGCCACCAGCCGUGACGCAUCCUCCCCUCCCCUUUUCUAACCUCCGGGCUGCUUUAAAACUCCCCCCUCCCUUCUCCUUUCCUCCUCCUCCUCUUCCUCCCUCUCUCCCUCUCCUUUUCGCCUGCCUGGGGCUGAAUUAGUUUCCCUCAGUGCUGCCUCUGCUUAUUCGCGGGGUAGUCGGACUUGAGCCGCCUGCUUUUCCCUCCGUGCGCUUCAUUAAAAAAAAAAAAUCGGGUUUGCAAGGCGCUGCUGCUGCGGGCGUCCGGAGGAAUUUCUGCCGCGGUGCUUUUCCGUCCUGCCUCGGGGGUUGGCAGCGAGGAAGGACGCGGCGGGGAGCGGGGGGGACCUGCUCGAGGGGAGGGGGGUGAAGCAAGGAAGCGAGGCGGCCAGGGUCGAGGAGCUGCUGCAGCAGCGGGAGAUGUGGGCUCCUGGUGCCGAUGCGGCACAAGGACACGGCUAGGCAGCCUUGCUUGCAGCUGAGACGCCGCCAGCUGCCCGGUUCCCCGUGAAAAAGACCAGAAAGAGCUUCGAUUGCUGUCGCCGCCGCCGCCGCCGCCGCCAGACCAGAAAUCAGUCCCAACUCUCGGCAGAACAGGAUCCCUCCGUUUCCGUGCGAAGAGGAGAGAGGGAGGCGGGGAAGGCUGCUGCUGCUGCUUUUGGAGGGACCCACCUCAAGGAUUGAGGCCAUUCUGGCGGAAGGGUGUGCAGUGGGGGCAUCGGUGGGGUUUAACAAUGGUGAGGUUUCUGGUGAGCUCCUGCUGCGCCCUGGCUGCGUCGGUGCUGCUCCAUCCCCGGAUCGGAUCACGGUGAGGAAAAAAUGAGCGAAGAGACGGCGAAUUCUAACAACGAUAAUAGUUAUGCCCGUGUGCGAGCUGUGGUGAUGACCCGUGAUGACUCAAGCGGUGGAUGGUUACCACUUGGAGGGGGUGGACUAAGCUAUGUCACCGUUUUCAAAGUCAUUCACCAGGAAGAAAAUGGCUGUGCUGAUUUUCUUAUACAUGGGGAGCGUCUCAGGGAUAAAACGGUGGUUUUGGAGUGUACGUUGAAGAAGGACCUUAUUUACAAUAAGGUUACGCCAACUUUUCACCACUGGAAAAUAGAUGACAAAAAAUUUGGCCUGACAUUUCAGAGUCCUGCUGAUGCAAGAGCAUUUGAUAGAGGCAUUCGUAGGGCGGUAGAAGAUCUUUCCCAAGGUUGUCUGACAUCACAUGAUGAAAUUGAAGUACCUGUUGAUGGCUUUCCAGCUAUUCCAGAAAGCAUACCUAGUUUGCUAAUGAAAGAUCAUCUUUUCCAACAUGAACCUGGAGUGAGCAAUGACUCUUACAAAAGCUUAACUAUAAGACCCUCAACCUUGGAAGAUUUCAGCUCAAGAAGACCGUUUUUCCACAACCAAUCCAACCAGAUACCCCUGAAGCCAGUCAGGAAUGUCAGCUUUCAGGACGAUGAAGAAAUUGUUCGAAUAAACCCUCGUGACAUUUUAAUACGCCGCUAUGCAGACUAUAGGCACCCAGACAUGUGGAAAAAUGACUUGGAUAGGGAUGAAGGCGACGCCUCACUGCAAUGUUCCAAGGCAGACAGUAAAAAACCAGACUACCUGUACCCUUCCGGGGACGGAACUAAGUUGAAUUCACUAAAAGAUUCAAAGUGUUCUGUGGUACUUAAAACGCAACCUUCCUCGUUCAAAUUGAAAAAAUCGAAAAGGAGGAAAGAGGACGGGGAGCGCUCUCGCUGCAUAUACUGCCAGGAAAGGUUUAAUCACGAAGAGAAUGGCCGGGGCAAAUGCCAGGACGCUCCCGAUCCCAUCAAGAGAUGCAUCUACCAAGUUAGCUGUAUGCUUUGUGCCGAGAGCAUGCUCUACCAUUGUAUGUCAGACUCCGAGGGGGAUUUCUCUGACCCCUGCUCUUGUGACACUAGCGACGACAAGUUCUGCUUGCGAUGGCUCGCCCUUGUCACGUUGUCAUUCAUUGCGCCGUGUAUGUGCUGCUACCUCCCCUUAAGAGCAUGCCACCAUUGUGGCGAGGUCUGUGGAUGCUGCGGAGGGAAGCAUAAAGCGGCGGGAUGAACCAGUCCAGUGCCAAGUUUGUGCUAACACGUCUUUAAUUUCAGGAAGUAUCUAACUCGUGGAAGCAUUUGGCAAGCAGAAGGGAAACCUGUCGUGUAUGAUAGGUCAAUUCUGAAAGAAGCAUCAGAACAUGUUGCAUUGUAGGAAUGCUGGCCACGCCGAAUGAUCUGCUUUUAAGUGCAUGGUGUAAGUUGUGUCGGGAGUUCUUGCGAAAGGAAAGCCUUUUCUCACAAUUGGUGGUUGAAAUAAGUAUAAACUGCAGUCCAUACUAUAAGGGAUCAACUUCAGCAAUUUGUACAUAUUGAGGUUAGGUGAUGGGGGGCUGUUUGAAAGAAUCUAUUUAGCAGAAAAUUUAACUAAACCUGCAGUAGUGAGAGCUGAUUUAAAACUAAGGAAAGUUUAAAACUUGCCGACUGCAAGAAACUAAAUUGAUUUUAAAUGCAACUAAAUUGCUUAUAAAUAGUUUUUUGGAAACAACUUUAUGUACAAAUAACAAAUGUUUAUAUUUAACAAAAUAUAUGGUACGAUUAUUAAAUCUUCCUUCCCCUUUCCAGUUGCAACACAGUUAUGGACCACAUUUCCAGUCACAUUCCAUGGUAGUAUUUCUCAAUAUUUAACUAGUUAACUUAGUAGCAUUUAUAUUCAAAAUGGACAAAUCAAUAUUUUCAGUCUUGUUUCCCUUCAGCUACAUUUUUGUAUUGAGUUCUCUCUGUACAUUCUGGUAAUCUGAAAGCUUUUAAAAUAUUAAUUAUUGUAGUCUUGAAUGACCAAUGUUUUGUUAAGCACAGGUGUAAUUGUCUAAUGCUCUUAUAAGAACAUAACAUUUAUUUUUAUAUAUAAAUUACUCUGUAUUCAGCGAAAUGGCAAAGGAGGUUUUUUUUCCUUUCUCAACCAGCAAAUUUUCUUCUAGGGUUUCCUUGAUUUCAAAUGUUUGGGGAAAGAAAAUUACAACCAUAGCUGCCAAGUUAUCCCUUUUUUUAAGGGAUUUUCCAUUAUGCUGAAUAGGCUUCCUCGCGAGAAAAGGGAAAACUUGGCAGCUAUGAUUACAACAAGAUAAUUGUCAUUAUAUAUAUAUAUAUAUAUAUAUAUAUAUAUAUAUAUAUGUAUAUGUAUACCAUGCAAUUCAGCUUGGUACCAAUUAUUACUUCAAACUAGUAAAGGAACAAAAAAGCAUCCAUUAUUCGAAACUUAUUUGGCCUAUCAGAAAUUUAAAAUACUCUCUAUAUCAAACAAUAACCCAGGUAGGGAAAAGCAAAUGGAUUUCUUGUGAAUGGAAGUGGGUUUUAUUUUGUCUUUGUUGUAGCAUAUUAAUAAUGAAUGUUUAACUUAACAUUUGGCUAUGUGUUCUAAAUACCAUUUUGGGGAAAUUUCUAAAUGUCACCCAUCAUAUAACAUAGCUGAGUAUACAGGUUUUUAAUUAAUAAAAUUCUCUAAAGCA
Zootoca vivipara (common lizard) is the source of this 3608-nucleotide messenger RNA. It is a transcript of the gene SPRED1, whose product is annotated as sprouty related EVH1 domain containing 1. Gene Ontology annotation, molecular function: protein kinase binding. Gene Ontology annotation, biological process: multicellular organism development; negative regulation of MAPK cascade. Gene Ontology annotation, cellular component: membrane. NCBI's taxonomy places the organism in Eukaryota, Metazoa, Chordata, Lepidosauria, Squamata, Lacertidae. The record is from RefSeq and is a predicted model, not a curated record.